UUGUAUCCAAUAUAUAUAUGGAUAUAACAAUAAUAAUAUUGAUUAGCACUGUACGGAUCUUAACCAAAGAACAACCAAUUGUUCGUUUGGUGCGAACACUUCGUUAAUAUGUUUUGCAGUAAAACCUGAAGUGACGAUAACCGUUUUUCAAAACUCAAGUAAAAGAAAAGAUCGAAUGAGUAUACAGGUAAGACAGGGUCAUUACGUGCAACUAAAAUGUCAGGAUAAAUCUGAAGAAAAUGAACAUGCCGAGAUGACAUGGCUCUUUAAUGGGAUGUUAUUACAAAAUGAUUCAAACAAGGUUGUGAUUGAACAAAUAAACCCUGACAGAUCUGGCGAGUAUACCUGCAUAAUAAGAAAUAAAGCUGGUACAGACUAUGAAGCUGUAAAUAUAACUGUAACUUAUUUUCCAAUUGUUCGAUGUGAAAAUGUUACAUUUAAUGAUAGCGAUAAACUAAGAACUCUGGAGUGUGAGGUGUCAGGUGCACCAAAUAUGUACAAUUUCAGCUGGUUUCAUUACAGUUAUCACAACCAGCUGAUUAGAAUGUUUACAAAUACUAACAAUAAAACGCUAACCUUACCAAUUAGAGAUUAUAAUGACCUUUGGUACGAGGAUAUCGGCAUUUACAUAUGCAAUGUAACCAACGGCAUUCCGGAUGAUAGUGGAAAUUUAUGGCAGACAGGAAAGAUUGCUGUGAAGAUUGAAGGAAUACCGGUUUUAGUUAAUCCAAAGAAAUACAAGCAUAUUGGUCAUUUUGGUGAGACCUCCAGUAUAAGCAUUUCUGUUUUUAGUUCUUCAAAAGGUUUAAAAGCAGAUUGGUAUGACGAGAGACAAAUUCAUCUUGACAAUAGAAGUUGUGUUCCAUCUGUGAACGAAGCUGAGACUUUCGGAGAAAUAAUCAGUGUAUCUUCGUUUGAAUGCGAGUAUGUGAUAAAGAAUACAACAGAGGAUGAUUUUCAAAACUAUACCGUGAGGGUCACCAAUCAUUAUGGUCAAAACGCUUUCAAUAUAUCGCUUGUGUCUGCAAGAGUACCAGACGAACCAACGAAUAUUCGCUUGCAUUCAACAACAAAUCAAAUUCGUGUAGAAUUCAAACCCGGAUUUAAUGGCGGUAGCGCGCAAAAGAUCCUUAUUGAGUAUAGAAAAGCAUCAGCUGGACCAUGGAUAAGCCUUGAAAUUAGAAACCUUUGUAAACCCUAUGUCAUCCAGAACCUAAAGCCAAACACUGAAUACGAAUUGCGAAUGUAUGCUAUUAACAAACUUGGAAAUAGUACUGUAACGGAUAUUUAUAGAAAAUUUACUAAAGAUGAGACGAACGGUUCCUCAACACAAUACCUCAGUUUUGCUAUUGGAUUUGUCUUCUUAGCCGGCCUAUUUGUAACAUGGUUGCGCUUUAGAAAAGCAAAGAGAAUAGAUGCUCCUAGGUCUAUCCCAAACGAACAGCAAAUACAAGGAGUUGGUGUAAUUGUUAAUAAUAUGUACGGGUCUGCAGUUGAUCCAUCAGCAUCUGCUAGUAGAGAAGACGUAUAUUCAUCGAUUGAGAGACACAGGCAAAAUUUGGACAUUCAGGAAGUGACGUACAAGAUUGCAGGAGAAGGAAAAACUAAAAAGUUCCGGCGUACAGACAGAAAAGAAAGAAACAGAAACAACGAAAGAGGUUCAUCAAAACUGAAUUAUAUUGAUGUUGUCUUUGAACCCAAACCAUGUAUCGGAAAGUUUUACAUUCAUGGAGCUGAUAACAGAACACCAUAUGCAGAUGUCGAUUUUUCAGCAAAAGCAGAACCGCUCAUUAGUUCAGAUGAGGAUGACAUACGUUCUAUUAAUAGGAAGGACAAUGGCGAUGACUUUGUGUCCUUGGAAGACGUUCAGCAGUGGAACAUUACUGAAGAUUGAUAUAUAUAUAUAUGUAUAUUUUUUUUUUUUACUUUUGCUUUCCAUUAGACUAGUGUGUAUUUUCUAUAAAUCUAAGCGAGGUACCAUAUAAUACACGUAUAAAAGAAAACAAAGGUCCAUGUGCCUCCAUGGAAUGUGGAUGUUUUGUUUAGAUCGAUAUCAAUGUACUUAUACGUUUAGGAACUUUAAUGAUGAUGACAAGUCUUAAAUUAUAUAAACGCAAAAUAGACCAUGACAAAUUGUAUUACAUUACUCAGUUGUUAGUUGUGUCAUUGCGUAAGUUAACUGACAUAUUUCUGUGUCGGUAGGUUGCAUGCAGUUUGUGUUGCUCAAUGUUUUGUUUGUUUCCUAUAAACUGUUUGUAUUUU
This is a messenger RNA of Mytilus californianus (California mussel), 2262 nucleotides long. RefSeq names its product fasciclin-2-like. The record is from RefSeq and is a predicted model, not a curated record. NCBI's taxonomy places the organism in Eukaryota, Metazoa, Mollusca, Bivalvia, Mytilida, Mytilidae. The coding region runs from base 176 to 1894 and encodes 572 amino acids. Gene Ontology annotation, molecular function: protein binding. The transcript has 10 exons.